Molecule: messenger RNA, 735 nt
Organism: Artibeus jamaicensis (Jamaican fruit-eating bat)
Lineage: Eukaryota; Metazoa; Chordata; Mammalia; Chiroptera; Phyllostomidae
Product: carcinoembryonic antigen-related cell adhesion molecule 21-like
Exons: 3
Coding region: 40-735 (231 amino acids)
Biological process (GO): regulation of immune system process; signal transduction
Cellular component (GO): cell surface; plasma membrane
Molecular function (GO): protein tyrosine kinase binding
Source: RefSeq, a predicted model, not a curated record
UCUCUCAAGGAGGUAGCCACAGAAGGGACAACAUACACCAUGGGGUCCUCUUCAGUGUCUACCCACAGAGGACUCAUCCACUGGCAAGAGGUCCUGCUGGUUGUCUCACUCUUAAACUUCUGGAGCCAGCCCACCAUGGCCCAUGUGAGAAUUGAAUGGAACGAUGCUCUGGAGCAAAUGGAUGCAGUUCUACGUAUCCGCGAUCAGCCUCGCAAUGCAAAAGUCUUCCUGUGGUUUAGGGGAAGUAACAUUGACAUCUAUAGUAAUAUUGCAUAUCUUUUAGUAAACCAAGGAAAUUAUAUAAGAGGUCCUCCAGGUGGACAAGCAAUAGUAAAUGAUGAUGGGUCCUUGGUGUUAAAGAAUGUCACCAUGAAAGAUACAGGAAUCUACACCUUAAUGAUCCAACUGCACGGCUGCCAAAGAAUGACAUCAUGUGGAAAACUUACUGUAUACCCCCAUGUGAGUGUGCCCACCCUCCUAGCCAGCAACACCACAGUCACAGAGAAUAAGGAUGCGGUGGUCAUGUCCUGUGACACAAACCAUGAUGACAUCGAGUGGUUUUUCAAUGACUCAAGUCUGAAGUACACACAGAGAAUGACACUGUCACCUGACCACAGAAACCUCACCAUAGACCCUGUCCUGAGAUGGGAUGCUGGUGAUUACCAGUGUAAAGCCUCCAACCCCAGGAAUGGUGCAAAAAGUGCUCCACUUAAGCUGGAUGUGAAAUUUGAGUGA